Molecule: messenger RNA, 2059 nt
Organism: Paramuricea clavata
Lineage: Eukaryota; Metazoa; Cnidaria; Anthozoa; Malacalcyonacea; Plexauridae
Source: the annotation of a GenBank genome assembly
AAAAGAUAAAAAUAAAGACAUAACUUCUUAAAAACGAACUAGUAUUUCUAAAAGUAUUUCAACGUGAAAAUUUAUUUUGCUCUAUGCUUUAAAGGAAACGAUACUGUGCGAGUUUUUUUGUGUUUUGACAUGAAUUAUUUAUAUGCAGUUUCGAUUCAUUUGAGCAGAAACAACAGUAACAUAAUUUAUUCACUGACACUAUGACCUCGCAGUCAUAAGGCUCUCUAAACUUCCUUUCUCAUGGCGAAUCAACAAAUACGAAAGCGACUUCUCGAAGAGAAACUUGGCUUAAACCAAAACGAUAUCAUAAAAUCAGGUUUUGACCAAGAAACUGUAAGUAUAGUUUGGGAUAUAGUCCACAAUAAAUACGAAAGUCUACGCGAGCACCCUUUAAUAACACAAGAUGAAACGACAUGGCCUGAUUGGAUAUUCUUUCUUGUAGUACACAACACUCAUGCUUCAAUUUGGGUAAUUGAGGAAAAACAUUUGGGUACGGUCGACAUGAUAGACCAAGAUUACCUCACUGCUUACGAUGUAAGCGAGUGCAUUAAACCCGGCUCAACUGUUCAACGUUUUCAUGUGGUAAUUCGUUCAGACAGUCGCUACUACGUUCAAACGGACGAGUUGAAUUUUCGUGGAAAGCAACCGGAAUUCGAUAUCUGUCUGUAUGUUGGCAACCUGAGUCUCUCCCUACGAGGAAUUAAGGUUGUGAUGGCCAUGAUUGCAAAACAGAAUUAUCUGCUACUUCAAAGCGAUUGUCUUGGUUACUGUAAAGAUUUUGUGAUGAUCUAUUUCGAUAUGAUCGAGAAAGAACUGACUCCGGAUCAUUUGAAGGUACUGGAACAGUUGACAGUAACCACAAACGCUUUGUCUGCUGCGAGUGAGCGAAGCGGGCGACAGAAUCCAACAUCGGGCUUGUCGCUCCGAUCGUUCCUAACUUCUACGAUUGCACAAGUUUACAUCGGUACAAUUCUUGGAGGAAUUACACUGUAUCUUUUACAUCGAGCAGUGAAUAAGUAGUUGAAACUGUCGAUAUAUAAAUGGGUUUGAUUUACACUGGGUAAAUAGCCAACUGAGCUACAGGGUCCAGUUGUCGAGAUCUAACCACAAGUUCAUGUUAUAUAUAUAGUGGGUUCUAGCUCAGUUGGUCAGAGCGCUGCACCGGAAUCGCAUGCAGGGUCGAUUCCUGCCACAGGGUCUACAGGGUGUAUAAAAAAAAACGGAGUCCUCACAUGAAGUGUGAAUUUCAAAGCGAAUAUGAAAGUUAGACGAUUUCACUUGCAUUCUUUCGAAAUCACGAUCUUUCGGCCAUUUUAUGUACUUUAUUUUAUAAAAUUUGGAAUUAUUGCAGGCGAGCUGUAUCAAUUUAAGUAAGUGCAAUUGGAAAAUUAAAAAACGUAGAUGUGUUGAAUUCAGAGUGUUGAAUUCAAAAUUUAUUUAAACGUUCCAAAAAAUAAGUUGGAAGUAUACACAUUUACUCAACGUGGCCUCUCCAUUUCUAAGUUCACACAAGUUCGUUCUUUGUCUCAUAUCCAAAAAAACUCUUCUUCUUCCCGAGUUUCCUUUAUUUCGAUUUAAACUUUAUGGAGUGGUUCUUCCAUUCAAUGCAUGCAGGCGGUAUUUGUUGACACUUACGCCAAACGCUCGGCGAUGAAGAUUACGUCCUGGAAAAGCUAUUUGAAAUUGUCUUAACACUGCAACAACGCUUUUUGUUUCGAAAUACUUUUCCACAAUGAAUGUUCUUUCCGGAAUUGUUAGCUUUGGCAUUAUGAAUGGUGAUUGUAAAGUUUUAAACAACAACGUUCUGAAUUUUAGAAAACUACCUUUAAUUAAGUCCCCAAGGGACUUCGAAGAUUAAUAUUUCGAAGCAUCUAAAAACGAGCGCUUGUACUAAAUUCUUUUUAUAGCGAUUAGCCUUAGUUCAAAAUUUUCAAGAAACCCUUCAUUCGAAAGAUGAAAAAACAAGCUUUAAAUUGAGCACAAAGCGAAACUAUGGUAGCUUAUUUUACGAUAGAAAUAAGGAUAUUUAGGACGACUCCGUUUUUUUUAUACACCCUGU